AAAAUCCCAUCUUAGACUCUUCCUAUCUUAAUUUAAGACUUAAGAUAGGAACUUUCUGGCCCCUGAGCUGCUGCUGGAGCUGCUCCUGCCUGCAUGUGUUACCUGGCAACACCAAACAAACUUGGUCUCCUGCAGGACUGUAGGAACUGUUCACCACUGAUGCCUAAAUCAGCUGAUCUAGUUUCUGUUUCCUUUAACUACCUUUAGCUACCUUUAAUUGUAAAAUAUAAUACAAUCAUUUUUUAAAAUGAGCUCUGGGGUUUUAGCGUCAAGGCCACACUAUGACAGCAGAGCUGUGGCUCAGGGUGUCCUGGAGGAAGAGCCUCCUGUGGAGGUCCCGCAGCCGUCCGCAGGCUCAGCCACAGCGGGGUACCGCUCCGCUAAAUACACCCCGGCUGAGUGGUUCUCCAACUACCACACCAUCCUUCGACAGGCCGAUACGGACCACCACGAAGCCCGUAGUAUCCAGCGAGUGUCCAAGAAUCUGUACCAGCACACCCAGGCGGCCACUUUGAAGACCCAGUCCGACGCAACACGUCUUCUGGGAGAGAGGCUGCAAGAGAUCCACUACUGGAAGUCUGAGCUGCAGCGGCACAUCGACCAGCUGCUGGCCGACACGGAGUCACUGCGGGCGCUGAAGACGCGGCUGGAGAAGGCGCUGGACGCCACCGAGACUCCGUACGCCAUUGCCACCGACAAUCUCAACUGCAGGACCAGAAGACUGGGACCGGACCUGAUUAAAGACACUGUGGAGGUGGAACUGUUAAAGGAAGUGGACUUGAUCAGGAGCGUCCAGGCUCUUCUGAAGAGAACUGCAGCUCAGGUUGUCAGUCAGAUCAAGAUGAACAGCGAAGCCAAGCAGACGUUAGAGUCAGACUGGUCUGAUAAGUACCAGGCCUACAACUUUGAUGACCACAGUGGAAGAUACAGUAACAUGAGCCCAGAUACACAGCUCCACCCCAGCUCGGCCAGCAUGCAGGACCAGGUGUGUAACUGCCCAUCGUGGAUAAAGUUUACACAGGACAACCUGUCCAAGGCCUUGCAGGAAGAGCAGACCACCAACAAUCUCAGAAUGCUGGUGGAGAGACUGCUGCAGGACACCACUGAGGAUCUGAGAUUCCAGUGCUCCAUUGUGGACCAAGCCUUCAGUCAGCGCUGUGUGGAGCUGACAGAGGCCAAGACCCAGCUGGAGAUGAAGCUGGCACAGAUCUUGGAGCAGAUUGCAUCCCAGGAGAGGAACAUUGUGGCUCUACAGCAGGCCAUCCACUACAAAGAGGCUCCCCUUAGAGUAGCUCAGUCCAGGCUUUACCUCCGCUCGCUCAGACCCAACAUGGAGCUCUGCAGAGAUGGACCCCAACUCAGUUUGGAAGGGGAGGUGAGGCAGAUCAAUGCCACUCUGGCGUCUCUGCACCAGCGGCUGAGUGAAGCCAGAGGCUCCCUGUCCCACCUGGAGGAGUCCCGCGUUACCAUUGAAAAGGACAUAAACUGUAAAACCCACUCGCUGUUCAUUGACAGAGACAAGUGCAUGACUCACCGUAAACGAUACCCUGCGAUCUCCACGCUGUCAGGAUACUGAAGACGACGGUGAUGAAUGUUUCUGUGGGAUUUGCUUUGUUUUGCUAUUUUGAGUUCAAAAUCCUGGAUUUUUUUGUCUUUUUGUUGUGCUGUGUUGUAAUGACCAAUGAGGUGUUGUGUGAUCAAGAAAACCUGAAAACUCUGUAGUAAAGAACCUAUUUAAUUGUAUUUUUAACUCAUCAUAGUUAAAAACGGACAGGUCACUGACAAUGUGGGGCAGCUGUGGCUCAGGAGGUCAUUCACUUAUCACAGAGUUGGCGAUCGAUCCCCACCUCCUUCUGUCAGCACCUUAUGUGAUAGCUCGCUGCCAUCAGUCUGUGUGUUGUAUGUGUGUAAAAGGGUGAAUGAGCGGGAAAAAAUCUUGUGAAACAUUUUGGAUAAAAGCAGCCAUUUAUCUAAUAGACAAAGUAACAAAAGCCUAUUCUGUAACACUUUACAAUACAGUAAACAAAAUUGUGAGUAGUCAACAAUUUAUCACUUUUUCAUUUGACAUACAUUUCAUCACUUCCAUUAUUAAUUCAUAAGCAUGUUCAUCACAUUACUUUUUGUUUCACCCAACCUCAAGGCCACUUUCCUUAAAUAAUAAUUGGCAAUUAUUUUGUUGUGAAUGAUGAGUAAUGAAUGUAAGACUGGAAUAAUAAUAAAACGUGGCUUUGUUUUCAUCAUAUAACGAUCUGUUUUUAUCAAAUGAGCUUUAAAUUAGUCAAAUCACCUGAUUAUUUAUCACUUCAUUUUCAUACCACAUCCAUUUUUAUCCCUCUGUUUUUCAGUUCACAUGCAUAAUCAUCACCUUCAUCCAUUAUUUUUUGUAAUUUCCACCCCCUGUAGAAUCUUGGUGUAGAGUCUGAACCACACCAGUGUGCCGCAACAUCAUUUGCUUUCAGUUCUGUGAAAGUAAGUGAGAAAGAGUUGGAAACACAAUCUUGCAGCUUUGACUCAUCACCAUGUCGGUACAGCUGCUGCGGUUGUCUCCCUUACAAAGAAACUUCCUGUAAUGCCGCUCAGUUUGUUUGACUUAACACGUUACAGUUAUUAUAGUAUAUAAAAAUGUAUCCAAAUAAAGAAUUACAAAAAUUC
Messenger RNA from Micropterus dolomieu (smallmouth bass), 2652 nucleotides. It is a transcript of the gene tekt4, whose product is annotated as tektin 4. Bases 248 to 1576 code for a protein of 442 amino acids. Gene Ontology annotation, biological process: cilium movement involved in cell motility; cilium assembly. The transcript has 7 exons. NCBI's taxonomy places the organism in Eukaryota, Metazoa, Chordata, Actinopteri, Centrarchiformes, Centrarchidae. The record is from RefSeq and is a predicted model, not a curated record. Gene Ontology annotation, cellular component: microtubule cytoskeleton; nucleus; sperm flagellum.